Molecule: messenger RNA, 2246 nt
Organism: Arabidopsis arenosa
Lineage: Eukaryota; Viridiplantae; Streptophyta; Magnoliopsida; Brassicales; Brassicaceae
Source: the annotation of a GenBank genome assembly
AUUUCAUUAUAUUUGCACGAUUACAUAAUUACACCACUAAUGUUCCAUUAUCACUCCAAAGAUGGGAGAGUUUGAGGUAGAGGGAGAAGAGAAGUUGAUUGUUGCUGCUAAGUAUCUUGUGAAGGAACUUAGAUCUGGUAAGAGUCUUACUAAAAAUGCUAAGAAGGUUUUGGGGAAUCUCUUAUUGGAGUUGUCUCGUGUGGUGAUAGCUGAGGAUAGAGAUGAGGAAAAUGAAAUAGGUGAGAUUGAGCAAAGGCUUAAUGUUGUUAGUGAGAAGAUUAUGACUAGAGAAGUCGAUGAAUCGAUGAUUUGGGAUUUGGGUUCAGAUGAAGGUAAUCUGUAUUUGGAUGCUGUGAAUGAGUUGAGAGGUUUGAUUGAUCGGUUAGACGGUUCUUCGGGUUUAGGGAAGGCGGGAAGUGAGGAGCUUUCUUUAAGAAAAGCUCAUGAUGUUCUUCAGACGGCGAUGGCACGGCUUGAGGAUGAGUUUAAGCAUCUUCUUGUUGAGAAUAGAUUGCCUUUUGAGCUUGAACAUUCGUCAUUUCGGUCUGUUGAAGCGGAUCAUGGUGUGGAAGAAGAGGCCAUGGCUUCGUUUGGCGCUGCUUCUACUGAGGAUUUGAUUCUUGGAAGCAAUAACGAUAGUAGGAGAAACUCAGGGGAAAUUGUGGUUGAUUUGAUUAAUCCUGAUGUUAUAUCAGAUCUCAAGAACAUUGCAACCACUAUGAUUGCUUCGGGGUAUGACCGCGAGUGUAUCCAGGUAUGUACAAUGGUUAGAAAAGAUGCGUUGGAUGAGUUUCUUUAUAACCACGAAGUCGAGAAGUUGAGCAUUGAAGAUGUUUUGAGGAUGGAUUGGGCUACGUUAAAUACGAAUAUCAAGAAAUGGGUUCGGGUUGUGAGGAAUAUUGUCCAGAUAUAUCUCUUGAGCGAGAAGUCUCUGGAUAAUCAGAUCUUUGGGGACCUAAAUGAGAUCGGUCUAACUUGUUUUGUUGAUACUGUGAAGGCUCCAAUGAUGCAAUUGCUCAAUUUUGGUGAAGCUGUGUCUCUUGGUCCACGACAGCCCGAGAAAUUGCUUAGGAUUCUUGAAAUGUACGAGCUAGCAUCCGAGCUUUUACCAGAGAUCGAUGCUCUGUUCUCAGAUCAUCCCGGUUCAUCCGUAAGAACAGAAUACAGGGAAGUGAUGAAAAGACUCGGGGACUGUGCAAGAACAACGUUUCUUGAAUUCAAAAGUGCGAUUGCAUCGGAUGUCUCAUCGCAUCCUUUCCCUGGAGGCGCGGUUCACCCGCUUACAAAUUACGUGAUGAAUUACCUCAUGGCUCUAACAGAUUUCAGCCACACGCUCGACUCUCUUCUAAUGGAACACGACGACGCAGAAGAUCUCACGAUACCACCAUCUCCAGAUAUUAUCAAUCCCGUGAUGGUCGAAGAAGAGUCUACCUACGAAAACUCCUCUUCACCAGAGAAAUUUCUGGCCAUGACCCGACAUUUCUACUCCAUAACCUCGGUCCUCGAAGCCAACCUUCAAGAGAAAUCAAAACUAUACAAAGAUAUCUCUCUACGACACAUUUUUCUCCUCAACAACAUACACUACAUGACCCGAAAAGUACUAAAGUCCGAGCUCAGACAUAUCUUCGGUGACAAAUGGAACCGAAAACAUACAUGGAAGUUUCAGCAGCAAUCAAUAGAGUAUGAACGCGCAACCUGGCUCCCUGUCCUAUCCUUCCUCAAGGACGAUUCUGGUUCCGGCUCAGGUCAUGGUUCGAAGAAUCUACGCCCUAGGGAGCGGUUCCAAGGAUUCAACACUGCGUUUGAGGAAGUGUACAAGGCGCAAACCGGGUGGCUAAUAUCCGAUGAGGGGCUAAGAGAAGACGUGAGGACAAAGGCGUCGAUGUGGGUGAUUCAAGCGUAUUGGACAUUUUACAGUAGACACAAGAACAAUGUGAGUGAAAGGUAUAUUAAGUACACUACUGAUGAUCUUGAGAGACUCUUGUUGGAUCUCUUUGCUGGUUCUCCUAAAUCCUUGAACAAUUCUUAUAGAAGAUGAUUAUAAAUUGUGUUAAGAGUUUGGUUGGUUCAUUAUAAUGUUACAACUUACAAGUAUAGAAAUAUAUGUAAUUUGUUUUGUUUGUAUUGAAUUCAUUACAUUGUAAUCUUUAUAUUCAUCGUUUCAUGAAUAUUUUAGUGAAAUAAAAGUUUGAGAAGUCUUUGUUGUUGUUGUUGUUGGUUGGUCUUAAUGAAUUAUGAUUAGAUUU